AUGCCUGUCGAGAUCGCGCUCAACACUCCGCUCGCGGAGGCGCUGAAUAAUGAGAUCCAGCCCAAGCUCGUCGAGGCCGGCUGGGCCAGUGCCGAUUCCGACGACACAAACCUGUCCGAAUACAUCAUUCUGAUGCUGGUCAACGGCAAGACACAAGGCGAAAUCGCUACCGAACUACCCGAGCUGCUCGGUCUGGGCUCUGACGAUCCAGCUGCGCAACAGUUUGCGCGAUGGCUGUUCGAGCAGAUCGAUGUCCAGAACGCCAAGCUCAACGGCAGUCAGGACAAUGCCAUGGCAUCACAAGCUGACGCUUCUGGUGGCGCUGGAGAUGAGGACAUGGACAUGCAUGUCGAGCCGUCAGGUCCCGGCGAUCUGAAUGCCCCCACUGGCCCCAAGGCGAUGCGGAACAACAACAACAACCCUCGCGGUAACCGCGACAGGCGGAUGCUGGGCCAAAUAAACCGAGCUCUAGAUCGCACUCACGAUUCGUCGCUUCAUCGGGUCCGUGGCCAGGCGGGCAUCAACUCCCACAAGGCCCCGCCUAGCGGUCCGAGGAUGGGUGUCGGUCGACAGCCUCGCAACGCCAAUGGCAGGGCAGCUAACAUCGCCCACGGUAUGGCGAUGGGCAUGGGCAUGGGCUCCGGCGGUCCUGGCAUGAAUGGCAUGAACCCUUCGUGGAACAUGAUGGGCGGAGCUCAGUCGCCGCAGGCCAUGGACAUGUACGCGAUCCUCGAGCAGCAAUCCCGGAUGAUGCAGCAGAUGCAGCAGCAGAUGCAGCAGCAGAUGAUGCAACAAGGUGGUGGCAACUUCCGGCAGAACGGAAGGCCUCUUCAAGAUCGCAUCCGCAACCCCAACAAGCACAACUUCCGGGGAGGUCACCAUCAGAACGGGCACCAUAACCAGAACAAGCCCGCCACCGAGGGCGAGGAUGUCGACAUGAGCGGGGAGAAGCGCGAGCCUCUCAACCCCGACGAGUCCGUCUGCAAGUUCAACCUGCGCUGCACGAACAAGGACUGCAAGUUUGCUCACCAGUCCCCUGCCGCACCCCCUGGAACCGCAGUCGAUGUGAAGGACGUCUGCACCUUCGGUGCAGCUUGCAAGAACCGCAAGUGUGUCGGCCGACAUCCUUCCCCUGCUGCCAGGGAGGCCCACCAGAGCGAGCAGGACUGCAAGUUCUUCCCUCACUGCACCAACCCGCGCUGUCCUUUCCGCCACCCCAGCAUGCCCCUCUGCCGCAACGGCGCCGAUUGCUCCGUGGAGGGCUGCAAGUUCACCCACGUCCAGACGAUGUGCAAGUUCAACCCGUGUACGAACCGGUAUUGCUCGUUCAAGCACGAGGAAGGACAGCGAGGCACGUUCCAGGAUAAGGUCUGGACAGCCGAUGGUGCCAAGAGCCACGUUAGCGAGCGCAAGUUUGUCGAUGAGAAUGCUGCCGAGGAGAACAUCAUUCCUGACCAGCCUGACAAUGCCAUGGGCGACCACGAGGUUGCUCAAGAUGCCAUUGCUUAG
Molecule: messenger RNA, 1509 nt
Organism: Thyridium curvatum
Lineage: Eukaryota; Fungi; Ascomycota; Sordariomycetes; Thyridiales; Thyridiaceae
Exons: 2
Coding region: 1-1509 (502 amino acids)
Biological process (GO): regulation of mRNA stability
Cellular component (GO): cytoplasm; nucleus
Molecular function (GO): poly(A) binding
Source: RefSeq, a predicted model, not a curated record